UUUAUCCCGGUCUCCAGUAAAGUGGAGCAGCAGAAGAUGCAGCUCUGAUCAGCAGCUCCACACCUCUGUACUCAGACUGCUCUGCUGGAGGAACACCAUCAGCUCACCUGCUGCAGAACUGAAUCCAGGUUUUUCCUGAUCCCAGUGUUGACAUUCCUGACUGGAGGUUUCACCAAAGAUUUUAAGCUGCUGAACGAAGGGACCAUGGCAUCCAGUGAAAUAUCCAAUACUCAACAAACACCCUCACCUACACCUCACACACAAAUGCAGGAAAGUACAUACAAGAAAUCUCACCACUGCUCAGACUGUGGUAUGAGCUUUACUACACAGAUUUAUCUCCAACAACACCAGCGCAUUCACACAGAAGAAAAAACACACAAGUGUUCAGACUGUGGAAUGAGCUUUACUACACAGAUUUAUCUCCAACAACACCAGCGCAUUCACACAGAAGAAAAAACACACAAGUGUUCAGACUGUGGAAUGAGUUUUACUCAACAGAGUGAUCUGCAGCAACACCAGCAAUUUCACACUGGAGAGAAACCGUAUCACUGUGCAGACUGUGGGAAGAGCUUUACUAGACAGAAUAGUCUCCGGCGACACCAACAUAUUCACACUGGAGAGAAAUGGUAUCAGUGUAUAGACUGUGGAAUGAGUUUUGAAAAUCGGAGUCAUCUCAAAGUACACCAGCGCACUCACGCUGGAGAGAAAACGUAUCAGUGUUCAGAGUGUGGGAAGAAUUUUAAUAAAAAGAAUUAUCUCCAAAAACACAAGCGUAUUCACACUAGUGAGAAACCGUAUCAGUGUUCAGACUGUGGGAAGCGUUUUAAUACGCGGAGUAAACUCCAAUAUCACCAGCUCAUUCACACAGGAGAGAAACCGUAUCAAUGUUCAGACUGUGGGAUGAGUUUUAAAGUUCAUAGUCAUCUCAAACAACACCAGCGCAUUCACACAGGAGAGAAGCCUUUUCACUGCUCAGACUGUGGAAAGAGUUUUGCUUCAAGGGGUAUGCUUACAGAACACCAGCGCAUUCACACUGGAGAGAAACCAUAUUACUGCUCAGACUGUGGGAACAGUUUUAAUCGGCAGAAUCAUCUCCAAACACACCAGCUCAUUCACACUGGAGAGAGGCCGUAUCAGUGCUCAGACUGUGAGAAGAGUUUUAAAACUCUGAGUCAUCUUAAAGCACACCAGCGCAUUCACACUGGAGAGAAGCCGUUUCACUGCUCAGACUGUAAAAAGAGAUUUACUCAACUGAGCAUCCUUAAAAGGCAUCAGCUCAUUCACACAGGAGAGAAACCGUAUCAGUGUUCAGACUGUGGGAAGAGUUUUAAUCAACAGUGUUAUCUCAAACUACACCAGCGCAUUCACACUGGAGAGAAACCAUAUUACUGCUCAGACUGUGCAGUGAGCUUUAGGUAUUUACCAACACUCAACAAACACAAGUGCAUAAAGAGUAGUCUUGAAAGUGGGCAGUGAUCCUUGAAGGAAAUCAGUAAAUAUUAAGUUUCA
Astyanax mexicanus (Mexican tetra) is the source of this 1509-nucleotide messenger RNA. Its product is annotated as zinc finger protein OZF-like. NCBI's taxonomy places the organism in Eukaryota, Metazoa, Chordata, Actinopteri, Characiformes, Acestrorhamphidae. The record is from RefSeq and is a predicted model, not a curated record. Gene Ontology annotation, molecular function: RNA polymerase II cis-regulatory region sequence-specific DNA binding; DNA-binding transcription factor activity. Gene Ontology annotation, biological process: regulation of transcription by RNA polymerase II. The transcript has 2 exons. Bases 205 to 1476 code for a protein of 423 amino acids.